AGUUUUUAAUAAGUAUAAUCACAUUUAAGAAAAAUAUGCUCAAGAAGGGCUUCAACCUUUCCUCACCAGUAUUGAUUAUACUACCAAGAAUAUACUUAUAUUAAUUAAAUAUGUUUAAGAAGAUAGUCCUGCCCUGGCUUGUGUAGCUCAGUGGAUUGAGCGUGGGCCUGCGAACCAGACAAUCGCGGUUCGAAUCCCAGUCAGGGCACAGACAGGGGUUGCAGGCCGGUUCCCUGCAGGCCAGUUCCCAGCAGGGGACGCAUGAAAGGCAACCAUAUAUUGAUGUUUCUCUCCCUCUCUCCUUCCCUUCCCCUCUAAAGAUAAAUAAAUAAAAUAAAAAAAAUAAUAAUUUAAAAAAAAGAAGAUAGUCCUUAAAACACAUUUUGAGUGAAUAAUAAACUUAGCAAGCUGUGUUUUUGAUAGUUUUAGGAAGAUUGAGGAAUUCAUCCCUGAGACAGGCAGACACUAUUUCUGCCCUUGGGGGCAUCCAGUCUGGGCACAGCUAAAGCUGUAUUUACCACAGGAAGCAUGUACACUGCUAGGAGAAGUAUAGGCUGCUGUAGUUCAUUGUGGUCAAUAGGAGAGCCUGCAGUCUGGCUGUGCCACAACCACCGCUGCCCAGCCCUCUCUGGACAGACUAGUAGCUUCUUGAGCCCCUCAGGGCUCCUCAGUCAUGGGGCUGGCAGGAGCAGGCCAUGAUCUGAUGAAAGAUUGAGGAGGGUAAUGUUGGGUACAGGCAGGCCUUUCCCAGAGUGCUGUAGUCUGGGUACCACCUUUCCUCUCAUUCCUUACCACCUGGCACUCUCCAACUCUAGAUGACAGGAUAUAGGAGCAGGAGUGACACCAAGCAUAGAUUAGGGGCUCUGUCAGUAUUUCCCCACACUCUACCACUGCCCCCCUCCCAAUCCUGAGGCAGGUGGGACAGCAGGGAAACUGAUUCUCAGAGAUGGAUUACCUCUGCCAUAGAUUCCAAAAACAGGGCCCUGGGUUCUGGCUUUCUUGAUGGGAAGAGAAGGAGUCCCCUGCAGAUGCUCUAUGACCUGGACCAGCAGCCCUGACCCUGACCCCUGUCGUCCACAGGGCCCAAGCUCAGCCCUGGCUGAGGUGCAUCGGGAAAGGCGCAGUCACCUGCGCAGGGCCUGCAGCCGCCACACACACCGGCAGCGCUUGCUGCAGCCCGAGGACCUGCGCCAUGUGCUGGUGGAUGACGCACAUAGCCUACUCUACUGCUAUGUGCCUAAGGUGGCCUGCACUAACUGGAAGCGUGUGAUGCUGGCACUGAGCAGCCCCGGGGUCCAGGACCCUCAAGCCAUUCCCGCGUACGAGGCACAUGCACCAGGCCGCCUGCCGUCUCUGGCCGACUUCAGCCCCAAAGAGAUAAACCGGCGCCUGCGCAACUACUUGGCCUUCCUCUUUGUGCGGGAGCCCUUUGAGCGCCUAGCCUCAGCCUACCACAACAAGUUCGCGCAGCCAUACAGCACCGCCUUUCAGCGGCAUUAUGGCACACGCAUUGUGCGGCGCCUUCGGCCCCGCCCUCACCCAGAGGCAUUGGCCCGUGGUCAUGACGUGCGCUUCGCUGAGUUUCUGGCCUACCUGCUGGACCCACGCACACGCCGUGAGGAACCUUUCAAUGAGCACUGGGAGCGCGCCCAUGUGCUCUGCCACCCGUGUCGCCUGCGCUACGAUGUUGUGGGCAAGUUCGAGACCCUGGCAGAGGAUGCAGCCUUUGUGCUGGGCCUAGUGGGCACCCCUGACCUGCGCUUCCCUACACCACCAACCCGUGCCAAGGCAGCUACCACGCACGACCAGGCCAUUAGCCUCUUCCAGGACAUCAGUCCCUUCUACCAGCGACGCCUCUUUGAUCUCUACAGGAUGGACUUUCUGCUCUUCAACUACUCUGCACCCUCCUACCUGCGGCUGUACUAGCCUUUAGUGCCCAUGCAGGGCCUGGUACACUGUGGAGGCUCCUAGGUCAGGGCUGGGGUUUGGGGGACAUAGAGAAUGUGAAUUUCUGAUGGGUCUAGGGUACCCCACUCUCACAGCCACUGCAUUUGGGACUCUCACAGCCACUGCAUUUGGGCUGGUAUCACACCUGGCUGGGUUUGGGUGCAACCUACCUUAGGUGCUGUACACCUAUGUGCUUGCCACCUGUCCUGCCUGUCGCUUGAUGCCUGCUUCCUCUAACUGCUCUAGCUUGACGAUGCUUCUCCAGGAUCCUUGAGUAGGUAAGGACUGGAUGAUAGCAUUUUGAGUUGCAAAGAGGCCUUUUAUUAUUUUAUUUUAUUUUUUUAUUUUUGGUCAGCUCUGUCCCUGAACCUGCCCAUGGUGCAACAGAGCAGAAUGCUGGUUCAAGGUAACCUGUGGCCCAUCCCAGUCCCCUCCCCACCUCACCUACCCUGUUAAGGACAGUCCUGGCCAAGGAGAGAACCCCUUCCCUGCAGGACUUAGGCUGUGGCCAUCCUUACCCAUGGGCAUGGCACAGAGCCAGCUGUAAACUGCCUUUACUCUGCCAAUCACAGAGCAUGGCCAACUUUCCUCUUGCUGGGUUGGCCCUGGCCAGAUGCUAGGUUGUCUCUGUGUGCCCACUGAGCCCAGGAUGCAGUAUGAUGGUGGUUUUUGUAGAACUUUGAUGAACAGGGGAGCUCAUAUACCAAUAAUUGAAAUAAAUGUGUUUUGUUACUUUCUGACAGUUUGGAGUUUUGACAUUUGCUCUGGGGUGUGGGGCUGUCUGAUCUUGGCAUCUCACUGAGUCUCUGUCAGUUUCCACUGUUACCAGAAGGCCUAAGAAUGCCAGGUGGUUAUGAAUAUCAGAUAAGAGAGAUUUAUUACCUUCACAGCAGCACACAAGUGUGAGGGGUUACAUGAGGAAUAGUGUAUAGAGGGAGUGCAUCAUGUGGAGGGUGCUAAAUUGUAGGAUUGAGGAGAAUAGUAACAACUUGAGGAAAAUGUAACCCUUUACACUGCCUGGGCCAAAGAUUAAAGCCCAAACCAGCUCAGUGAGGCCUUCGGCCUUGGGUUGCCUCCCAAUCGUGUGUAUGUGUGUGUGUGGGAGGGGGCAGUUUUGCAGCGUGUAUUGGGUGCUUGACAGUGAGGAUCCACCCUUCUAGCUUUGGGGGGAGAGCCAGCCAUGGGAGUCCCUUAGGAGGGACUGAAGGUCUUUUUAGUGACUAGUUGAAUAUAUAAUGUCACUUCAGAGUGUCUUUGGAUGAUAAAUACAAAUGCCAGAACUUUGGGAAGAACAGAGCAGAAUAUGCUUGAAGUUUUGAAAAACAGGAAUCAGACUACAACUGAGGAAGGGCAGCUUGGCAGCAACAAGGCCAAAGCAGCUGUGGUACCUCCACACACUAUGGUGAGGAUCUAUGAAUGCCUUGGUGGUCUGUGGCGGCCAGGCUGGUCAGAGAUUGGCUUCUUAGCGACAUUCAUGCCCCAGUCUUUGCUAUAGUGUUCCCCUCCUUAUGAUGCUCUCCUUCUCCAGGCUGGUCGUUUGUUCCCUCAUUCUCAGGAGCCUGCCCAAGUGCUUCAGUAUGAUCCUCUCAGAGCUUCCCCACAUUAUGUCCAUAGGUUCUCUCAGUGUGGGUCAGCAGCAGCCAACUCUUUUGGACCUAGGAAGAGUCUGUCACUGAGCUCCUCAUGAAGUCUCUUUCCACUGGAGAGAUGUAGAAAACCUGGGGCCUGGAUGAUUACCAGGAUACCCUGGACCACAGCCAUACCAUGCUGAGCUAGGCUUAAGGAGGGAGGGGCUGGUCCUGUCAGCACACCAGGGACUGCCAUCUUUCUUACAAAUUCCUGUUAUCUACAUACUCCCUCCGAAGCUAUGUACACACCAUGUUUGUUACAUGCUCAGUUGUUAGUCACUUGCUUCCAUAACACAUCUUUGUGCUGAGCCCACUCAGUUCCCACACAGCCGCUGAUAUGUCUUGUUUGCUGAAAGUUAACCCCCAUCCAGAUGUCACACCCUAGAUGCAUCACAAUUAGAAGUCACCUUUUGCCAUCACACCAUCAGCUCUCAUCUCUUCAGAGCCUCCUGAGUGCUGAUACUUGUCACUUUAUCAUUUGGGGCAGGCAUUCCGCAGCCUUGCUCCCCAUUGGACGUCUCCUGUGCAAUCUGAGUUUGCAUGCACUCAACGUCACAUGCUCAGCUCUACCCUGACCACAAUAGCCCUCACCUCUUCCAUGAGUGCAGGACCCAAAGCUCAGGCCUGCACACAUUGGAAGUGCUUCUUGAUUCUCACAUCACCAGCCUAGGGGCAUCCUUCUGCUCUGCCCCUCUUCUGACUUCUUUCCCAUCUGGCUGCAUGAGAACGUGUCUCCUCACAGAUUAGACUUACUGCCUGCCCUUCAGUGGUGUGGUCCUGGUUGGGCCAUGGGAUGACCUGAGAAAGACAGGGUCUUACAAAAAGAGCUGGACAAGACAUGAGGGUACCCAGGUGGUUUCAUAAUCUGGCACCCUCUGCAGACCUGUUAGUUUUCUAUUAAAACCAGUUCCUAAAGUGAUAAA
Messenger RNA from Artibeus jamaicensis (Jamaican fruit-eating bat), 4498 nucleotides. RefSeq names its product carbohydrate sulfotransferase 13 (gene CHST13). The coding region runs from base 1003 to 1926 and encodes 307 amino acids. Gene Ontology annotation, cellular component: membrane. Lineage: Eukaryota; Metazoa; Chordata; Mammalia; Chiroptera; Phyllostomidae. Gene Ontology annotation, biological process: proteoglycan biosynthetic process; carbohydrate biosynthetic process. The transcript is spliced from 3 exons. The record is from RefSeq and is a predicted model, not a curated record. Gene Ontology annotation, molecular function: sulfotransferase activity.